Messenger RNA from Paraglomus occultum, 1062 nucleotides. The record is from the annotation of a GenBank genome assembly. NCBI's taxonomy places the organism in Eukaryota, Fungi, Glomeromycota, Glomeromycetes, Paraglomerales, Paraglomeraceae.
AUGGCUACGCUUAAUUUCAUCACUAAUUUGAAAAAUCUUGCAUACAACAUUCUUAAAACUUUCGAAGAUAGUCUUGUCGAUAAUAUAGAGAUUCCAGAGUUAGACGAGUGUUCAAAAUGUAGUAAUAAAAUUGUUUUACAACCCAUAAAAGCAGUCACAAUCUUAUCGUGUGGUCAUAUUUUUCAUCGUAUCUGUAUUGAAAAAGAACUAUUACUUUCGCGAAAAGAAUCAUGUCCUUAUCCCAACUGUAAUAAUUUCGUUGACAUUCUUGAGGAAUUUUCUAGGCAAGAUUCUGGAUUGAGUACGUCGUCAAUAAUUGGUAGAAUGGAGAAAAAUCUCACAAUAGCAUCUCAAGGGAAUCCGGACGAAGAUAUGGUGGAUGUGAACGAUUCACGAAGUGAGAAUACCCCCAUAUCUGAAGCAGACGAACAUAGUCGCUCAAACAAUAGAAGUGCAAACUUAGGGUCUAACAAAAGAUCUCUCGAAGAUGUAUCCAGUAAGAAAGCGAAAAAGCGAAUUAAAAAAGAAGACUCACCCUCACUGAAGAGACUUAUAACUGAAUUGACCACUGAGACUUCCGAGACUUUUGGAGGCGCAGAGCGCUCUGCGGUGGUACCACAAAAGCAGAUUUCUGAAGUAUACAGUAAAAACACUACGGAUUUUUUACGGCUCAAUGAUAAUAUUACUCAUGCAGAAUCCCGAAACGAAAGCACAAACCGGGAGGUUAUUCGAUGUUAUUAUUGCUUUGGGGAUAUUUUAUUGCAGCGCUUAAAUUAUUAUAAAGGUUUGGACCAUAGCGAUUUAGCAUCCAAAACAUUAGUUAACGAGGAAGUUCGAAAACAAAUUGGUGAUAAAAUCUCCAACGACACUCUACGCAAAAGAACUGAAAAGGCGAGAAAGAUAUUUGCUCUUCUUAAUAACGGUUUUAAAGAUAAGGGGGAAAACAUGAUUAUUCGAAUUAGAACAUUUACAGCAUCGUCAAUAUCGAAAUUAAGUUGGGAGGAAAUUGAGUAUGUAUCGGCAGAAAUUAUUCGUUCCGCGCCAUCCAACCAGGAAUUUUGA